ACACACAAUACAAGUGCACCCUAGAUAAGUGUUUCUGCAAUGCGCCCAUCGGAUACUUACAUGUAGUGUAUGCUGUCUUGUUGGAGUGCAGGUUUUCUUAUGAUCCUUCAUAGCCUCCGCUGCAGUAUGUCAGUCAACUACUACCGACUCACGCUUCUGCUCGGAGUGUAUAGUCUUUUGUGUCGGGCCAGUGAAGACAAAUACACCGUUUCCGUGCCUGAAAAUGCCAACCCUGGGACAGACGUUGUCAGUUUGCUGGAGAUAGGGAAAGCGGAACUUCCGUGUGUGAUCGUGGAAGGAGAUCCAUAUGGCCGCUUCUAUGUGAGUACGGACUGUACUGUAGUGGUGUUCAAGCCGCUAGACUGGUCAGUACAAUCAGACUAUCUCCUCAAGAUUCGUGUGGGACAGCUUGAAGACAAAGGUCACCGUACGCGUAUCGUCAGCGUUCUAAUAAUCGUGACUAACGUCCCUGGCUAUCCUCCUGUGUACAACGAGACGUGUGAACCACCGGUUAGACAUUCGGGGGAUUCUGACGGAUUUCUGUUUAGUCUUCAGGCGAGUGCACAGAUUGAGACGACUAGCGGGGAUGUUAUUUUCGUUGAGAAGAUUAUUACAAAACCUCUAGAGAACUGGAAUAUGGAAGACCCUACGUUCACAAUCGUCAUAGACAACAACUGUCGUGUUAGCAUAGCACUAGACGUCCGUGGCAUAAUGGAUAUGGCAUUCGCAGCAGAAUUGUGGCAGGCGAAUCAUGAUCAUGAGAUCGGCACAUUUAAACUGUCAUGUUAUGCGGAGUCUAAUACCAUACUACAUGAGUUCUUCAUUGAACUCUUUUUUGUCAAAGACAGGUACAAAGAUAAUCUACAUUACCUAGAACAAUACAUACCGCACGUCUUGGAGAAACUUAAGAAACCACGUUUGGUCUAUUUAAUUUCUUAUCAAUAUCCAGCCAAAACUGCAACUCGCUACAACUGCAACUUCCCGCCGUUACGGCGUGCCGUCGGUUUGUUUUCUCCGUACCGGCAUCUGGGUGGAGUCAAAAAUGUCGAGGCGGUAACUGUGGAUGUGAGUCCAGUCGGCUGCCCUCCUGGUAAAUACGGACUCCUUUGCAACAAGACCUGCAUCUGUAAAAAUGGCGCCCGUUGCCAUGGUUUCAAUGGUGCCUGUAAAUGUACACACGGAUGGCAGGGUGUGGCCUGUGACAUCCCGAAGCCUGGUGUUUCGGCAACAACGACACCCAGCGAACCGGCUGAUAUCUACACUUCCGCCAACGUCACCAUUCACUGCAAGGUCCAUCACCUCAUUGUCACAAGGUUAUCGCUUCGACUUCCAAACGGAUCUGACAUUGUAAACAUUAGUGGUAACCAAUUAGACAAAACUGUUACUAACAUACAAUCUGAAGACAAGGGCCCCUAUACCUGCCAAGUUCGGGACACUCAUGGAAACGUCUUCAAUGAAACGAUUGUACUUGACAUCGCCAACUGUCCACCCAAUCGGAAAGGUGAGUUCUGUGAUGAAGCAUGUGACUGUCUCCGUGGCGCCAGCUGUGACUGGAGGUCUGGCUGCGUCUGUCCCCCGGGAUGGACAGGAGACAGGUGUCAGACCACAUGUCCGAACGGCACGUACGGCGAACGGUGCGCGAAGAGCUGUCCCUGUCGAAACGGUGCUAGCUGCGCCCCUAGCGACGGUGAGUGUUCCUGCACUGCUGGCUGGUUCGGUUCGUUUUGUGACGUUCCCUGUCCCAGACACAGGCACGGCUUCAGGUGUCAGAAGAUCUGCACCUGUAAAAACAAAGCCACCUGCGACAACGUGGACGGCAGCUGCACCUGUGCAGCGCCCUGGAAAGGAAAGAACUGUGACGAAAUCCAAGCAAUUGGAUCAAAAACAUUGGUUGAACUCCUUGUUCCGUUAGGUUUUGGAAUUGCCCUGCUUGCUUGUGUAGCGAUCGUACUUCACAAAAAGCGCCCCCUGUGUGACGACACCGCCGCUGCAGACGGGGAGACUGAAGCUCUGCUGGAGUUAGAGCAGGUACAGACUUACCUGGCACAGACCGUCCAGCCGGGCUGGCUCAGACGCUGGGAGAAGGGCAGCCGACAUCUGACACUGGGUCACCUGGUGGGAAUGGGGAUGUUCGGACACGUCAUUAAGGCCAAUCUGAAGAUAUCUACGGGAGAAAUAAUCACCAUAGCUGCCAAGGCGGUUCGAAGAAAAGACACGCAAUGUUAUCGGAACUUCUACAGGGAGGCCGCCAUCUUGGUAGCCGUGCAUGAGGACCAGCAUCACGAAAACCUUCGCUCCAACAUCAUACAAUUGUUGGGGUUAGUAAAUGAAGCGUCACGGAAAUAUAUCCUCAUGGAAUACGCUUCAAAAGGAAACCUCCUGCGCUUGUUGCGACAGACACGCAGGCAGAACGGGACCGCUUCUCUCCCUCAUCAUCUCCGCUACGCCAUCCACAUUGCCCGUGCUCUUCAGGAGCUCCAACGCCUGGCCAUCACACACUGUGACGUGGCCGCUCGGAACGUCCUCAUCACUGCUGACGACGUGGCCAAGUUGGCCGACUUUGGACUUGCGCGAGACGUGUACGCCACCGUGCAGUAUGUUAAUGAAGACGGGAGAGAACAACGGCAAGACAAUAAAGAAAAUGAAGUUCUACCGUUAAACUGGAUGUCUCUGGAAUCACUAGAGAAAGGUGAAUACACCUGUCAGAGUGACGUGUGGUCCUUCGGCGUGCUGCUGUGGGAGAUCGCCGCGCAGGGUCAGGAGCCGCGUUACGACGGCAAUAACAACCCGAGCUGCCGGCAACUAGCACAGACCCUCCGGAGAGGAAUCCGGCUCAGACGGCCUCCGGAGUGUUCCGGAGAGAUGUAUUUCGUCAUGAACUCGUGUUGGCAGGAAAUGCCGUCAGAAAGACCGGAUCCGGAUGUGUUGGAGGAAAAACUUCAGCAAGUGCAACAUGCGAUGAUUCCGCGCUUACUUAUUGAGAUGGAAACAGCAGUGUAGGCCGCCCCUGGAGGUGUCACCAAAAUACAUACCAAAUAUCAUCUGAAAUACGAGCGAUCGCUGUUUUGUUUACAUCAUA
Branchiostoma belcheri (Belcher's lancelet) is the source of this 3079-nucleotide messenger RNA. RefSeq lists its product as uncharacterized. Gene Ontology annotation, cellular component: membrane; signaling receptor complex. The record is from RefSeq and is a predicted model, not a curated record. The transcript has a single exon. NCBI's taxonomy places the organism in Eukaryota, Metazoa, Chordata, Leptocardii, Amphioxiformes, Branchiostomatidae. Gene Ontology annotation, biological process: multicellular organism development; homophilic cell-cell adhesion; protein phosphorylation. Gene Ontology annotation, molecular function: transmembrane receptor protein tyrosine kinase activity; ATP binding; calcium ion binding. Bases 70 to 3000 code for a protein of 976 amino acids.